Messenger RNA from Gadus chalcogrammus (walleye pollock), 3018 nucleotides. Its product is annotated as NLR family CARD domain-containing protein 3-like. The coding region runs from base 1 to 2949 and encodes 982 amino acids. Gene Ontology annotation, molecular function: protein binding. The record is from RefSeq and is a predicted model, not a curated record. Lineage: Eukaryota; Metazoa; Chordata; Actinopteri; Gadiformes; Gadidae. The transcript is spliced from 7 exons.
AUGUUUGUUCUGUUCCAGAGGAUCAAGGAGAACGCACACACUUUUCUAGACAAGGAGGUGGAGAAGCUCUGGAGGGUUCUCUUCCCUGAUCACCCACAAUGCUCAAAGAGCCAGAGGGAGGAGGAGGAAGAGGUGGUGAAUGGUGAGGAAGAACAGCAUAGGAGGCGCGCCAGAGAGGGAGUGGAAGACAUCACACUGCACUGCAUGAAGCAGUUGAAGCAGGAGAAGCUGGCUGACGCACUGUGGAGCAAAAUAGUUUCUGCUGAGUGCCAACUUAGAAUCAAGUCUCAUCUGAAGAAGAAGACCCAGUGUGUGUUUGAGGGAAUCGCUAAAGCAGGAGAGUCAAGACCUCUGAAUGAGAUCUACACAGAGCUCUGCAUCACAGAGGGAGGCAUUAGAGCGGUCAACAAGGAGCAUGAGGUCAGAAUGAUUGAAACAGCUUCCAGGAAACCAGCAAAGGAGGAAACGCCCAUUAAAUGUGAAGACAUCUUUAAACCUUUAGCUGGAAAGGAUCAACCAAUCAGGACAAUAAUGACAACUGGAGUGGCAGGCAUUGGUAAAACCCUCCUAUCACACAAGUUCACUCUGGACUGGGCUGAAGGCAAAACCAACCACGACAUAGACUUCACAUUUCCAUUCAGUUUCAGAGAGCUGAAUUUACUGAAAGAUAAAAAGUUUAGCUUUGUGGAACUUCUUCAUCACUUCUUUAAUGAAACCAAAAUAGCAAGAAUCACCAGAUACGGCUUGUUCCAUGUUGUCUUCAUCUUGGAUGGUCUGGAUGAGUGUCGACUUCCUCUAGACUUCAAGAUGAACUCGAUCUGGACUGAUGUCACAAAGUCCACCUCGGUGGAUGUGCUUCUGACAAACCUCAUCAACGGCAAUCUGCUUCCUUCCGCUCAAAUCUGGAUAACCACACGCCCUGCGGCAACCAAUCAGAUCCCUGCUGAGUGUGUUGACAUGGUGACAGAGGUGAGAGGGUUCACCGACCCACAGAAGGAGGAGUAUUUCAGGAGGAUAUUCAGAGAAGAGAAGCUGGCCAGCAAAAUCAUCUCCCACGUCAAGACAUCACGAAGCCUCUACAUCAUGUGUCACAUCCCACUAUUUUGUUGGAUCACUGCUAAAGUUCUGGAGGACUUCUUCAAAACAGCCCAGACAGGAGAAGUGGUGCCCAAGAACGUGACUCAUAUGUUCAUCCACUUCCUGAGGUCUCAGUCCCUACAGGGGAACAAGAAAAUUUAUGGGAGAGCUGAUACAGAUUCACACUGUAGUUCAGAGUGCAGGAAGAUCAUUGUUUCUCUUGGAAAACUGUCUUUUAACCAGCUGGAGAAAGGCAACCUGAUCUUCUACGAGGCAGACCUGGCAGAGUGUGGCAUCGAUAUCAGAGCAGCCUCAGAGUACACAGGAGUGUUCACCCAGAUCUUUAAAGAGGAGUGUGGGCUGUACCAGAACAAGGUGUUCUGCUUUAUUCAUCUGAGCAUCCAGGAGUUUCUGGCGGCCCUUUAUGUCUUCCUGACCUUCAUCGAGACAGGUGUUAAUCUGCUCUCAAAAGAACCACUAACCUGGUGGUCUUAUUUCUUUGGAAAUAAGUCUGAUCUCCUCUACCAGAGUGCUGUGGACAAGGCCUUACAGAGUGAGAACGGACACCUGGACUUGUUCCUCCGCUUCCUCAUGGGCUUCUCUCUGGAGACCAAUCAGAAUCUCAUACGUAGUCUGCUUGGACAGACAGGAAGUAACUCCUGGACCAAUCAGGGAACAGUGAAAUACAUCAAGAAGAAAAUAAGUGGAGAUCUCUCUCCAGAGCGAAGCAUCAAUCUGUUCCACUGUCUGAAUGAGCUGAACGACCGUUCUCUGGUGGAGGAGAUCCAACAGUACCUGACAUCAGGAAGACUCUCCAGAGAAUCUCUCUCCCCUGCUCAGUGGUCAGCUCUGGUCUUCAUCUUACUGUCAUCAGGCGAGGAGCUAGACGUGUUUGACCUGAAGAAAUACUCUGCUUCAGAGGAGGGUCUUCUGAGGCUGCUGCCAGUGGUCAAAGCCUCCAAAACAUCUCUGCUGAGUGGCUGUCAUCUAUCGGAGAGAUGCUGUGAAGCUCUGGCCACAGUUCUCAGAUCCAACUCCUCUUGUCUGAGAGAGCUGGAACUGAGUAACAAUGAUCUGCAGGAUUCAGGGGUAAAGCUGCUCUCUGCUGGACUGGGGAGUCUAAACUGUAGACUGGAAACUCUGAGGUUGUCUGGCUGCCUGGUCACAAAGGAAGGCUGUGCUUCCCUUGCCUCAGCUCUGAGCUCCAACCCCUCCCAUCUGAGAGAGCUGGACCUGAGCUACAAUCACCCAGGAGACUCAGGAGCUGCGCUGCUCUCUGCUGGACUGGAGGAUCCACACUGGAGACUGGACACUCUCAGUGUGGAGCGCGGUGGAGAGUGGAGGAUGAAACCAGCUCUAAAGAAGUAUGCCUGUGAACUCACACUGAACCCAAACACAGCCCACAGACGACUCUCGCUGACUGAGGACAACAGAAAGGUGACGCGGUACCAGGUGUUGGGUAUAGAGGGUCUGACUGGCGGCCGCUGUUACUGGGAGGUAGAGAGGAAAGGGGGUGUUUCUAUAGGAGUGACAUACAGAGGAAUCCCAAGGAUAGGAGUGGGUCUUGACAGCUGGCUUGGAGGGAACAAUAAGUCCUGGGUUCUUGAUUGUGAUGAUUAUGGUUACUCUGCAUGGCACAAUAAUACAUGUAAAGACAAACGUCUCCCCUCCGCUGGCUCUAACAGAGUAGGAGUGUAUCUUGACUGGCCUGCUGGCACACUGUCCUUCUACAGAGUGUCCCCAGGUGGAGGAGGGUCCUCAGACACACUGACACACAUCCACACCUUCCAGUGCACCUUCACCCAGGAGGACCUCCUCCCUGGGUUUGGACUUUUGAGAUCUGGUUCCUCAGUGUCUCUGUGUCAGUUUUAGGCACACACACACACACACACACACACACACACACACACACACACACACACACACACACACACACACACA